Messenger RNA from Drosophila pseudoobscura, 608 nucleotides. RefSeq lists its product as uncharacterized. The record is from RefSeq and is a predicted model, not a curated record. The transcript is spliced from 3 exons. Lineage: Eukaryota; Metazoa; Arthropoda; Insecta; Diptera; Drosophilidae. The coding region runs from base 7 to 567 and encodes 186 amino acids.
CCCCCAAUGCUUUGCACAAUCACAGGCCCAUGGCUGCUCCUCGGGCUGUUCCACGGCGUUGCAGGAGAGCGCAAAUGGGACUACGAGCCCGUUUUUGUGUCCACCCACAGCUCGGAUGAGGGCCAGCUGAAGAUCGGCGGCAAAAUCGAUCGCCUGAAGCGCGGAGAGUUUGCCAUUUCGGCCAGCCUGGACUGGAACUACGACAUAGACGAGACCACGAUGGUGGAGGGCCAUGCCUACCGCAGCUUCUCUGGGGAUGAGAGUGCCUACAAGCUGGUGCCGCUGUCCAUUCCCAGGACCCCCUUCGGCAGGUUCAUCGAUACGUACUACAAGGACGUGUUCAUCCCGAACGUGGGCUACUGCUCCAACCUGCCGCACUUCGAGGCCAACUUCCAGCCCCCGUGGCCGCGGAAAACCUACAGGCUCGACAAAUGCGUCUUCAGUGGCCAGGGACUGCCGGAGAUUCUGCCGUUGGGCUACUACAAGAUUCUGUUCAGUGCCAGCGGCGACAAUCAGCCCACUUGGGGCUUCACUGUAGUCCUUCAUUUGACCGCCAAAUUGUUUUGAAAGUUUACCCUCUCUAUGGGUUGUGGAAAUCGGAAAAGAAG